Molecule: messenger RNA, 1428 nt
Organism: Asterias rubens (European starfish)
Lineage: Eukaryota; Metazoa; Echinodermata; Asteroidea; Forcipulatida; Asteriidae
Product: monocarboxylate transporter 12-like
Exons: 4
Coding region: 1-1428 (475 amino acids)
Biological process (GO): monocarboxylic acid transport; transmembrane transport
Molecular function (GO): monocarboxylic acid transmembrane transporter activity
Source: RefSeq, a predicted model, not a curated record
AUGCACUCUGAAUGGCGAGGUUGGGGUGUAGUGAUCGUGAUAGCAUCACACUUGCUGUACAUACUGCAGGUCGGUUUUACACGGUGUGCCGGGAUACUGUUUAACAGUCUGCAGAAUGCUUUCCUUGGCACCGCAGCACAGACUGGUGCAAUAAUAAGCAUUAUGACAUCUGCAGCUUACUUCGGAUGCGUAUUUGGCGGUGUCUUGUGUAACCGAUAUGGGUGUCGUUCCACAGCUAUGCUCGGUGGAGUCAUGCAGCUUACGGGAAUGGUUGCCAGUUCCAUCUGCCAGACAAUCCAGCAAAUGUACAUCGCAAGUUUCUUCAUUGGUUUAGGAUCGUCAUGGGAGUGGUCUGGGGCAACAGUUGCCGUCACCCAUUACUUCACGAAGCAUUAUUCCUUAGCAAAUGGACUAGUCAGUGUCGGUUAUGGUAUCGGAUACCUCUCGUUUCCGCCCAUCAUGCAACAGUUGCUUGUCGCUUAUGGAUGGCGAGGGACUCUUCUUGUAACAAGUGCAGUCUCGGCCAAUAUGUGCGCAUGUGCAGCACUUUUCCGUCCCCGUCUCCGUAAUCAACGAUCUCAAAUCAGGAAAAAGUUCGCUUGCUGGCGUAAACUUAAAACACGUAAAGAACAAUUGCCUGCCGAGGAAAAGACUAUAGACCCAACAGUUGCUUCUCAAGAAGAACCAUCGCCUCUGCGAUUUGAUUGCAAACGUAUCUGGGCAUUUCUAACCCGUGUUCUCUCAUUUUUUCGACUGGAUAUUUUGGCUAGAAGUUAUCGUUUCAUUUUGCUCACUGUCCUUCACUUGAUCCAUGUUUCACCUUAUGCUGCGUACAUGUUGUUCAUUAUACCACGUGCUAUAACCGUAGAUGUAGACGAGAGUAGUGCUUCUUUUUUGUUAUCAGUCUUUGGUAUUGCCAAUAUGGUGGGGCGUCUAUCGUCCAGUAUCAUCGUCUACAAAAUUCCCCCUAGCUUGGUCUACUCAGUCGCCAUGCUCCUCGCUAGUGGUGCUGUUCUCCUUGGACAGUUCAACAGCUACAUUUUCUUCGUCUUGUCUGUCAGCACGCUUGGGUCAUGCAUUGGAACAGUGAGCAUAACCGCCAUGGUGAUAACAAGACGUCUUGUAGGUGCCGAAAACAUGGGAUCUGCUAUUGGCUUUUAUCAAGUGCUUGGAGGUGUUGGAGAUCUCUUAGGACCAAUUUUUGCAGGGGCGCUGUAUGAUGCCACUGAGGACUACCAGGUUAUGUUUUACAUCAUCGCAGGGAUCUUCUUCUUCUGCUUCCUUCUCACAACCUUGCUUCCUCUGUUACGCAAAAUCGAACCAGGGAUCGACUUAAAGGAAAGAGGUGACACAGCGGUAUCAAAUCCCAAUCCACACAGUGUGCCGUAUCAGUAUAGUUCUUUACAAAGCAUUCAAAUGACAGUAUAA